Messenger RNA from Psilocybe cubensis, 3360 nucleotides. RefSeq lists its product as uncharacterized. The transcript has 8 exons. Gene Ontology annotation, molecular function: calcium ion binding. Lineage: Eukaryota; Fungi; Basidiomycota; Agaricomycetes; Agaricales; Agrocybaceae. Gene Ontology annotation, cellular component: membrane. Bases 1 to 3360 code for a protein of 1119 amino acids. The record is from RefSeq and is a predicted model, not a curated record.
AUGGACAUGAUCGUCCACUACGACCAGGACCCAACGCUAGCCUCCAGCAUCGGCGAGAUGGACACCACCCCCAUCAUCCCCCAGCUCGCCCCAGACGACAUCCUCCAGGCACCCUUUAUGUCCCCCUCUCACCCGGAGCUUGGCGUCCACCCCGCGACGGGCAUGCCCAUGCUUUUGCCGCCCCAGGACCAGAAUCUCGCCUUCCUCGCAAGCCCACAGGCCCAAGAGCUUGCCGUGAACGGCUUCACCCCCGCAAUGCAUCUCCCGCUAUCAGACCUGCAGAUGCCCCCCGUGAAUGUGUUUAUGAACGCUCAGAUGGAGCCGGCCCUGGAUGCGCUAUCCGCGACGACCCCUUAUGAUAUGGGCUUGGUCCCGGACCCAUUUGCGAUGGUGGCGACGGAUGCGGCUCCUGCGGACGUGCGCACGCUUUCGGCGUCGCCGCCCCAGUCCCAGGUCCCCUCGCCGUCCGUGCACGGCUCGUCCUCGUCUUAUGGCGCAGGGGUUACGUCCUCGCUUGAAUCUGCACUGGAGCCGGUGACUGCCCAUGCGAGCCGAAGUAGGGCGAAUACGUCCCUGUCGCCGCCGUCUUCGUUCCCGUCUUUGUCACCACAGAGUUUGCAUAAUGGGGCUACGGAGUACCCGACAUCUAUUAGUCCAGGGAGCAGCACUACCACUAGCGCGCUCGAAGAGUCCAUUUCGCAACAACAGCCCCAGACGCUGAUAGGCAAGCUACUGAAGGAUAUCGCAAUUACUGCAAUCGAUGCCGGGGAUGCGUUCGAGCACUGUAACGGGCCCGAGCAAACAACAAAAGUGGGCGAACUCAAAGAUCGCAUCGAGCAGGUGAUGCAAAUGCUCAGGACGAUGGAUGUGAAUGCGCCAGAAACGCAUUCGUAUGUGAUUCCUCCGCCUCCUGUGCCUGUUGCACACCCUUCACAAACAUCUAUGCCUCAUUAUGCGCCCCCUCCUUUCCCUCCAUCUGAUAAUAAAGGUGUUGAGCAGUCAAAUCAUCUCGGCGUAUCGGAUCAAUCUCGCAAACGAUGUGCCUCUGAAUUGGAGGAGCACCGAUCCGUAAAAUCUCUGAAGCGGGAGCCUCAAGACGAUGUACCACUCACUCUAUCUAUGCAAGAAACCACCACGUCUCCGUCUGCAUCUGGCUUGGCUUUUCCUCCUUCUACCACCUAUUCAAUACCCGUAGUGCCAGUGGUUCCGAAGUCACGGCCACCGUCACGACCUCCGACCCCUCCAUCCGCAUUUGUGGCGAAUAACUCCUUUGGCACGAUCAAACAAACACCUUCUGUCCCUGCCGCAAGUCCCGCAUUUAUUUCAGGAACAUCUGCCAAUGGCUCGUUGCCUGCGGUCCCGCCGCCACCUUUUCAUGCCUGGACGGAACCCAUCGUGCCAACGAGACACCACCAUUCGCUGUCCGCAGGAUCCGUCCCUGGACCUCUCAGCAAUUUGGGUGGGCUGUCAACGGUUUCUUCUAGUAGCGCUUUUGCUCCUAUUGGUCUCCAGGCCCCUGUCGGCCAGCCUCUCACGAACCCGCAACCUGGCGGGACUCCUCCGACGAUCACACCUACGAUCGGGAGAAUGUCGCGUUCGGGCUCGAUAAGUGGAACAAACUUCAGGAACAUGUACAAUAGUUUCUCAUUCACCGAGCAACCUUAUUCUGAAGCCCCUGGGACGUAUCAUGGACAGAAAGUGGCCAGCUCUUCGACACGCGGGGGCGGUCAGGCGAAUUGGCAUAUGGGACCUGAGAAUGCUGGCACGAGUUCGUCUGCCACUGGUGUAUCUGCCACUCCUAGAAAGACUGCCUCGUUUUCGAUACACGCACAAUCGCACUCGCACAAUUCCCCCUCCGAUGAGGAAGACGAAGAUGACGAUUCGGAUUCCGAUGAGAGCACGUCUGGGAAAACAAUCCCUCAUCAUGGUUCGGGCGAUCGACACUCUGCAUCAGGUGCAUCGGACUUGCCUCCGGAAUAUAUCCUCGAUGUCGAUAGGAUUUUCUUUGAAUUUUUAAACAAGUUGUGCUCUAAUUUGGACGCGACCGAUGCAAAAGGCGAACAAAUCCAUCAGACUCUUAUGGCGAAGAAGAUGCAGCGUCUUGAUGAAUCGCCAGACUUUCGUCCUUUCAAGUUCCGGAUACAGGCGUUUACCAAUGCGUUCAUGGACGAACUCAUGCUUAACGGGUAUAGCUCCGAUAAAAUACCCAUGAAAAAGGCCCGAAAUUACCUGUGGAGACAGAAAUAUAUUCUCCGGUUCAAUGAGGAUGGGAAGAAAGCUAAAUCCAAAGGUAAUCAUAUAUGGAACGUGGAAGCGAAGAAAACUGGAGAAGGGCAGUGGGAGUUUAGACCCUUCCAGAGGAAGCUGGCGGGGAACCCACCCAACGUUGCGUAUUGUGGAUUGCGCUGGUCGUGGAAGCCGCAUAUAUGGCACCCGCAAUGCUCGUUUAAAAAGGUGCCGGUCACUUACAGCUCGCCGUCGUUACCGUCCUGGCUGUCGUGGAAAGGCGGAGAGUUGUCUGGUACACCUCCUCCUGAUGCUGUAGAUUGUCAGAUAACUGCUAUCGCCAAGUUCAUGGUUGAUGGCAAGGAGGACCAGGUUUCUACUACUUUUACUAUAUCUAUUGCGCCGGUCUCUGCUCUUGAUUCGGUGAACUACUCACGUUCCCGCCGUCCCUCUUUUGCAUCCGACCCGCCACCCCCAAAACGCAGCACAAGUGAUUCGGCACUCUUUCAAAUUCCGUUAAGAGCCGACCCACGAAUGAAUCGUGCCGAAAAUUCUACACACGUUAUCCGGGUUUUGCAAAAUGUUGCGAUGCGCGUUACCAGCGAAGCAGAAUCGCAGUUUGUUUCCCAGUCGCCUCCUAAAGAAGGCAAGCUUCAGGAUCUCGUUAAACAAAAGCAUGUCCUAGAACAGACCGUUCACGCGUACGACAAGGCAAUUUCGGGCCAGGGACACAUGGACUCGCGCCGACUGGCUGUCGCGGCCCAGCAUGUCGUGCUGCAGGCUGCGCAGACCGUUAUCGCAGACCGCACCGUCGCCAACGGCGGAGCUUCCGUCCCUCAACCAGAAACCGUGGCCAUCCAAAACAUCUCUGUCAGCGAAUUGACGGACAAGACGCAGGAUGCUAUUGCGCAGGCUGUCAAGAUCAACGGCACGGCGUCAAACGAGGUGGACAUCAUCGUGAAGGCGACGUCGAUUUUGAAGUCGCAGACGCCCGUGCUGGACACGAUCCCGCCUGUAGUUGUUGCCGCUGCCCUACCCCCUCCGCCGCGGGGGCUGCCGUCGGCCGUUGUGCCGUCCAGGAUUGCAUCUACUUUCCCAUCAUCCAAUUUAUCGCCUCUACCUGAAUAUACGUAG